This is a messenger RNA of Triticum aestivum (bread wheat), 1356 nucleotides long. RefSeq names its product replication factor C subunit 3-like. Lineage: Eukaryota; Viridiplantae; Streptophyta; Magnoliopsida; Poales; Poaceae. Gene Ontology annotation, molecular function: DNA clamp loader activity; ATP binding; DNA binding. The record is from RefSeq and is a predicted model, not a curated record. Gene Ontology annotation, cellular component: nucleus; DNA replication factor C complex. The transcript has 10 exons. Gene Ontology annotation, biological process: DNA repair; DNA-templated DNA replication. The coding region runs from base 1 to 1356 and encodes 451 amino acids.
AUGGGCCUCUGGAACUACGGCCGCAAAGGCAGGCACGACCGCGAGGCCGGCUCCUCGUCGGGACGCUGCCGCGCGGCUCGGCGCGCCUCCUUCUUCGCCGGCACCUCGACGGGGCCGCGGCGGCCACGGGAGCGCGCCCAGAAGCGCGGACGUAGGCGGGUCCGCGGCGUCACGCCCACACCAUCGCCGUCUCCGUCGCCCCCUCCACCUCCUCGCAUGACAGACGAGGAGGAGGCCCGUCUCCUGCAGCGUGUCAUGGACGAGUCCAUGUACACGCACGACGAGCGGCAGUGGGACGGCCUGGAGGAGGCCAUGGCUCUCUCUGCCGCCGGGGACGUCGCCUUCCCUGUCGAGGAGGAGAGGAGGGACGGCCCGCCGGCCGCGUUCCAGCAGUUGCUGGGCCAGGAGUGGGGCUGGUCCUGCACUGCUUCGGAGAUGGCCGCCGGCGUGGGCGUGAACUGGCUUACAGAUGAGAAUAGGCUUCCACAUUUGUUGCUCUAUGGUCCACCUGGCACUGGGAAAACAUCAACAAUACUCGCUGUCGCGAGGAAGAUAUAUGGCUCACAGUAUGGCAACAUGAUUCUUGAGCUCAAUGCAUCAGAUGAACGUGGGAUUGGUGUUGUAAGGCAGCAGAUACAGGACUUUGCUAGUGCACACAGCCUCUCUUUUGGAGCAAAGCCUGCUGUUAAGUUGGUCCUUUUGGAUGAAGCCGAUGCCAUGACCAAGGAUGCACAAUUUGCAUUGCGAAGAGUCAUUGAGAAGUAUACAAGGAGCACAAGGUUUGCACUGAUAUGCAACCAUGUGAACAAAAUAAUUCCAGCACUACAAUCAAGGUGCACUAGGUUUAGAUUUGCUCCACUUGAUGGCACUAAUGUUAGUGAGCGUCUUCAACAUGUAAUAAAAUCUGAGGGACUUGAUGUCGAUAAGGGUGGCUUGACAGCCCUUGUGCGGUUAAGUAACGGUGACAUGAGGAAGGCUUUGAAUAUAUUGCAGUCAACACACAUGGCAUCCUCACAAAUAACAGAAGAAGCUGUUUACCUUUGCACGGGAAAUCCCAUGCCUAAAGAUAUUGAGCAGAUAGCGAGUUGGUUACUAAAUGAACCAUUUUCAACCAGCUUCAAAUAUAUAUCUGAUACAAAGAUGAGAAAAGGUCUGGCCUUGAUUGAUAUCAUACGGGAGGUCACUAUGUUUGUGUUCAAAAUUAAUAUGCCAUCCAAUGUACGAGUAAAGUUGAUUAAUGAUUUGGCAGAUAUCGAGUAUCGACUAACCUUCGCCUGCAAUGACAAACUGCAGCUUGGAGCAUUGAUCUCGACUUUCACGACUGCUCGCACUGCUAUGGUUGCUGCCGCCGCCUAA